Betta splendens (Siamese fighting fish) is the source of this 2486-nucleotide messenger RNA. Its product is annotated as beta-1,3-galactosyl-O-glycosyl-glycoprotein beta-1,6-N-acetylglucosaminyltransferase 4-like. Bases 736 to 2019 code for a protein of 427 amino acids. Gene Ontology annotation, molecular function: acetylglucosaminyltransferase activity. The record is from RefSeq and is a predicted model, not a curated record. Gene Ontology annotation, cellular component: membrane. The transcript is spliced from 2 exons. NCBI's taxonomy places the organism in Eukaryota, Metazoa, Chordata, Actinopteri, Anabantiformes, Osphronemidae.
GUGCGCAGGCUGCACCCGUCAUCUGACCGUCGGGCGCGUGUUAGUGAUACAACGUUUGACUGUUGACAAAAUAUUCGAUGUCGAAACCACGUUCUAUUAAAAGCGGCGGGCUGCGCUUCAGCCACGGCGUUUGGAGCCUCGUCUCUGUGUGCCUCUCGCGAAGCUUCGAGUUAUGAUCACAGACAAUGAAGGCAUUGAAAAGGUCCUGGGCGACCGCUUCAGAGACCUUCUCAUAUUUAGCGAGUCCAGGUGACUCCGGCCACGAGCUCCCGUCGACUCGUCGAAGCAGCUGCGGCCACAACUUGGAAGUCCGUCGCGCGCGUCCCGAUCGCCCUGUUGUUUCCCGACACUUUUGAAAUUCAAACGAAACCAAAGUUUCGCAUCUUUUGUCGGUCGUCGCUGCUUCCAGACCUUUUGUGAUCCCGCCUCCUCCUUUCCGGGUUUCUUUCCGCGCUUCCUCGCCGAGACGCAGCGACAUGAGACUCGAGUUUCGCCCCACUUCUCGCUGGCUUCUUCUCUGGUGUCCGCCGACAAAGACAAUUAAAUCUCGCAAUGGAUUUGAUAGAGAGACGAGCCUCGCUGAUGUUGUCGCCAGACUAAAGGGCGCUGCUGGGCAGAGGAGGGUUCUCUGCGGUAAUUAUGCUUUCUGUCCAUCUGUGACUUUACAGCUGCUGAACUCCAUGAAACGGUCUGUGAGGCGGACGCACACUUACCUAAAUACAGAAUGAAGGGAAAAUGUUGAUGCGGCUCAGAAGAAAGCUCUGCGUUCCUUAUCCCCUGUCGCUGCUGAUCGGUCUCCUGCUGCUGAUCAGCAUCAUACACAACAUCAAUGGACCUUCACGCUCCCCUGCACUCCUGCAUGACAUUAAGACGGUACACAGGUACAAUAUUAACUGUUCAUCCAUCUAUGACCUGGACCCAGUGGAGGUUGGUAAAUCUCUGAUCAUCAGACGGAAACACAUUGUGGAGGACAAUGAUGAAACUCUGAUCAACCUCACCUUAAACUGCUCAUUGUUUCGAAAGGUCAGAGGUUAUAAUGACAUCUGUGUCUCAGAUGAAGAGAAAAACUUUCCCAUCGCCUACUCUCUGGUUGUACAUAAACAUCCAUGGAUGGUGGAGAGACUGAUCAGAGCGACGUACUCACCCAGUAACAUCUACUGCAUCCACUACGAUCUGAAGUCUUCAGCUCAGUUCAAAGCAGCUAUGGAAGGUCUGGCUCACUGUUUGCCCAACGUCUUCAUCGCCUCCAAGCUGGAGGACGUCAAAUACGCUGGUUUCACUCGGUUAAAAGCCGAUUUAAACUGUCUGUCAGACCUUUUGCAGUCAGAAGUGAAGUGGAAGUACGUCAUCAACCUGUGUGGUCAAGAUUUCCCCCUCAAGCCCAACAUUGAGCUGGUGUCAGAACUAAAGAAGCUGAACGGUGCCAAUAUGCUGGAGACCAGCCAGCCUAGUGACAUUAAGAAGGACAGAUACGCUUUUCACUACCAACUGGGAGACGUCGGCUUUGAAUAUCAAAAAAUGCCAUUGAGAACAGAAGAGAGGAAAACUCCACCGCCGCAUAAUAUCGAGAUGUUCAGUGGCAAUGCCUAUUUUGUCCUGUCACGAGACUUUGUUGUUUUCAUGAACUCCUCAGUUGUAGUCAGAGACUUUUUGGCUUGGACUGAGGACACCUACUCCCCAGAUGAACACUUCUGGGCCACCAUCGUCCGACUGCCCGGCGUACCUGGAGAGGUGCCCAGAUCUCACCCUGACAUCACCGACCUGACGAGCAAGACCAGGCUGGUGAAGUGGUCGUACCUGGAGGAGAGCCUGUACCCGCCGUGCACGGGACAGCACGUCCGCAGCGUCUGCAUUUACGGUGCAGCAGAGCUGCGUUGGCUCCUCGGCUACGGUCACUGGUUCGCUAACAAGUUCGACACCAAAGUGGACCCGGUUCUCAUCCAGUGCCUGGAGGAGAAGCUGGAGGAGAAGCAGAAGCUGUUCCAAUCCGUAGCAUCUCUCACCUGCAGCAGGAGUUAACCAGCGUUCUUAGUCCCGGUUGGACCGUACCUUCAAUUACUUGAAUUAACUAACUAGCACACCAUGCUGUUAUUUGUAGGCAAAUUAAAAUCAAAUGCAUUUGCAUGAAUGCAAACCAUAAAAAUGUGGUGUGCACAAACAAAUACUGGGCAAAUAAUGAAGGGUAAGUAGCGUCAACAUGCCCCAGCCUGAUUUAUGUCUGAUGAUUAGGUUGUGGGUUUGAAGGUGUUUCAGUUAAACUAUAUAUUGCUUAAUUGUAUUUAUUUAUAUAAUUAAAGAGAAUUAUAGUGUUUAGCACAAGUGGUUUUCUGUGCCUUGUGGCUCAGAGCUAUAAGUAAAUGAUUACACGCUGUGGGACGCGGAGGGUGUGGAGACAGUCGUCUGUAAUGGAACAUGGAGACAGAGAAAUGUUUACAACCACUAAACUCUAAUUUUAUAUGAAGUGAAUAAAAGAGAUUUGUAAUUCA